Drosophila sechellia is the source of this 4742-nucleotide messenger RNA. It is a transcript of the gene Gprk2, whose product is annotated as G protein-coupled receptor kinase 2. The record is from RefSeq and is a predicted model, not a curated record. Gene Ontology annotation, molecular function: G protein-coupled receptor kinase activity; ATP binding. The coding region runs from base 1149 to 3293 and encodes 714 amino acids. Gene Ontology annotation, biological process: protein phosphorylation; signal transduction; regulation of signal transduction. Lineage: Eukaryota; Metazoa; Arthropoda; Insecta; Diptera; Drosophilidae. Gene Ontology annotation, cellular component: cytoplasm. The transcript is spliced from 13 exons.
ACUAACUCAACGACGGUCUUACAGAAGACUCCAAUAUUUUUCGAGCAGGCAAUUCGCGGAUCCAUCGUUAGUUUUGGGCACUUGCAGAAAGCCCAGUUGCGAACGUCGUCGUGUGCCGUCUCAGAAAAGCCACUCCUCCAAUCGGAAAACCGCAAAAGCGUCGAGCCCUUGUUUUGCGAGCCUUUUCGAAAAAAGCUGGGAAUUUCACGCCGUAUUUUUCGUAUCUUUUCCGUCAACGAAACGCCGCGUGUGUCGUAGUGUGCGUGUGUGUGUUUCUGUGUGCCCGCCCAUCUGUGCAUGUGUGAGAGCGCGCCUGUGUGUGUGAAUUUUGGUGAGAGCCGCAACGACAACCGAAAAGAAAACCAAAAUCGACAAAUGCGGUCAAAUUGAAAAGAACAACAAAAAAUCAAAGAGUAUUUCUUGCGCAAAGCCAAAAGGCAAAGUCAAAAAAGAGCGCAAAGCCAAAACAACGCAGAUUUCCCAACGAAAAGGCCGGAAAAUUGCCCACUAGGCGUGUCGCUGCUUCUUCUUGUUCUUUCAAAUUGUUUAUGCUGCAAUUGCCGUGGUGUGCGAAAGGAGUGGUGGUGUGAGAGAGAGAGAGAUAGAAAGGAAAGCGUCUUAUCAACGUCCGCUUUCUUAUCAGAACCCACACAUUUGUUGCGAAAAUUCCAAACAGCCGAAACUCACAGUGGAGCUUUAAAUAGCACAUCAAACAAACAGUUGCCCAGCUAUCAGCGAAUCGGUCAAUUCCAUUUGGAGAAGCCAAAGAUUGAGGAAAUCCAUUGGCCGACGGUUUUACAGCAUUCAAUCAAGCGCAAAUUGGCUCAACUUGCAAAAAGGGCACAUUUUCGGCCUUGCGAAAAUUUCAAUCUUGAAACUAAAUGACGCCUGUAUCUGAAACCGAGACCCUGCUGCCAAAUACCGCAACGCUGGACGCCAGACGACGGCCACAAAUUAGCCAGCCAGCCGUAGAUUUGCAAGUCUAAGGAGUCGCCCUGCCCACCAGAACGCAGAAGGGGAUCCCUGUUCAAAGGAGCCAGCGAAGGCCACACACAGGAGAAAGAUCAAAAGGAGCACCAGCCAGUGUGACUGCGACUAUUUUUCGGGAGCGCCAAAGGAUUCAUUAAAAAACCGCCAACCUGGAACUAAUGGAAUUAGAGAAUAUUGUGGCCAAUACGGUCUACUUGAAAGCGAGAGAAGGUGGUUCCGACAGCAACAAGGGAAAGAGCAAAAAAUGGCGCAAGAUAUUGCAAUUCCCACACAUAUCGCAAUGCAUCAACCUGAAAGACAAAUUAGAUAUAAGCUAUGGCUACGUGAUAGAUCAGCAACCCAUUGGUCGUGAGCUCUUCCGUCUGUUUUGCGAGAACAAAAGGCCCGUCUACUUUCGCUACAUCACCUUCCUGGAUGAGGUGGUCAAAUACGAGAUCGAGUACAUCUCGAACCGCAUAUUCAUUGGCCAUGACAUCGGCCGUCGCUUCUUGGAUGUCGAGGCACAGCUGGAGCUGCGCAACGGCAGCGGGGGCGACGCCUUGGACGCCGAGACGCAGGAGGAGCUGCUGCUCAACAGCAGCAAUGCCAAUCCAACUGAAACAGCUGAGACUGAACACUGCAACAAUACCACCGCCAACAACUGCAACAACAUCAACAACAGCAACAACUCGCAGCACAGCAGCGACAUCAAUCACAAGAAGCUGGACACGCGCAAUCACAACGGCGACGACGCCACUGGGCACGGGAGCAGCCACCAGGACGACGGGGACGAGAGCGUCAAGUGCCAGGAGGGCCAUGACGAUGCGGAAAAGGGCGGUGUCGGAGAGGGAGGCGGCGGCGGAAAGUGUGUCGACGUGGGCGGGUAUCCCGACGAACUCGUGUUGGACGUGCUCAACGACGAUCUCAUUGCGCAAGUGCGUAACAAACUCAACAGCGGCGGCAAGGACAUCUUUGCCCAGUGUGUGAACGCGGUUAAAGCGUUCCUGGCCGGCGAGCCGUUCCGGGAGUUUGAGAGCUCUAUGUAUUUUCACCGAUACUUGCAGUGGAAGUGGCUUGAGGCGCAGCCAAUCACCUACAAAACGUUUCGCAUGUACCGGGUGCUCGGAAAGGGCGGCUUCGGCGAAGUGUGCGCCUGUCAGGUGCGGGCCACUGGGAAAAUGUACGCGUGCAAAAAGCUGGAGAAAAAGCGCAUCAAGAAGCGCAAGGGCGAGUCGAUGGUGUUAAUCGAGAAGCAGAUACUGCAGAAAAUCAACUCGCCGUUCGUGGUCAAUCUGGCCUACGCGUACGAGACAAAGGACGCCCUCUGCCUGGUGCUGACCAUAAUGAAUGGCGGCGAUUUGAAAUUCCACAUUUACAACAUGGGCGGCGAACCCGGCUUCGAACUGGAGCGUGCCCGCUUCUAUGCCGCCGAGGUGGCCUGUGGGCUGCAGCACCUGCACAAGCAGGGCAUCGUCUACCGGGACUGCAAGCCGGAAAACAUCCUCCUUGACGAUCACGGCCAUGUGCGCAUUUCCGACCUGGGACUGGCCGUCGAGAUACCGGAGGGCGAGAUGGUGCGUGGCCGGGUGGGCACAGUGGGCUACAUGGCCCCCGAGGUCAUCGACAACGAGAAGUACGCCUUCUCCCCGGACUGGUUCAGCUUCGGCUGCCUGCUGUACGAGAUGAUCGAGGGCCAAGCGCCGUUCCGGAUGCGUAAGGAGAAGGUCAAGCGCGAGGAGGUGGACAGGCGCGUUAAGGAGGACCCCGAAAAGUAUUCAAGCAAGUUUAAUGAUGAAGCCAAAUCAAUGUGCCAACAGCUGUUAGCUAAAUCGAUAAAGCAGCGCCUAGGCUGCCGCAACGGUCGCAUGGGCGGGCAGGAUGUGAUGGCCCACCCGUUUUUCCACUCCACCCAGCUCAAUUGGCGUCGCCUGGAGGCUGGUAUGCUGGAGCCACCCUUUGUGCCAGACCCGCACGCCGUUUACGCCAAAGAUGUGCUCGAUAUUGAACAGUUCUCCACGGUGAAGGGCGUCAAUAUCGACGAAUCCGACACGAAUUUCUAUACGAAAUUCAACACAGGCUCCGUGUCCAUUUCCUGGCAGAACGAGAUGAUGGAGACCGAGUGCUUUCGGGAACUGAAUGUUUUUGGACCCGAGGAGUGUCCCACGCCAGAUUUGCAGAUCAAUGCAGCGCCCGAACCAGACAAGGCGGGCUGUUUCCCCUUUCGCCGGAAGAAGAAGCAGCCGGCUCGCACUCAGCCAAUACCCAUUCCGGAGCAUCUGUUAACUACUAGUCACAGCGUGUCCUCCACGACGGUCGAAAGCUGAUAGCAGAGAUCAGUCGAGGAUGCCCUUAAGCGGACGCCUGACGUAGACGUCGACACAUAGCACAAAUUGCGCACAGUUACCCCGGAUUGGAAGAGUUCAGCAGGAGCAUAACAACUUUAGAGCACAACCUAAUUAUAAAACCGAAACUACAUCGGUUUAUCCCUCAGUUGACGCGCAAGAAGCAUUUUUGAAAUUGUACUUUUACAUCAAAUUUUCUAAUGAAAGUUGUUCAAGCUGAUUUCGACACACAAUAUAUAUUUAUGAAUGUUUCAAAAGACUCCUUACCGAAACAACACACACACACAUUGAGCACACAUUAGAGAGUUAAUUAAUUGUAAUUGUGGUAACAAGAAUACCACUUACUACACCACUUUGAGAGCUAAGGCCGUCAGUUUGUCACAGCACCCAAAAAUAAUGUUACUUAAAUACGAGCGCUAUACAACAUACAAGUGAUCAUCUAUAACACGCAUCGCCGGAAGCGGGACAACAGCGGAUGGGCGGCAGGAAGAGCACUACGUAGACGGCUGAGUAAUAUGUAAUUUUUGUAUAGUAGUUUGUGAUCGACGGGACAGCGUUGGACGAUAGAUGUUCUAGUUAGCAUUUGUAAGUUAAGAAAAUGACAUGAAUACUCGAACACUUGAAUGCAUUUUUAACAAAUACUUAACACAUGCUACUACGUUGUACAUGCGUAGUUACGAUACAAGCGUGCAACCUAAUCAGAUGUAAAUGUAAAAUCUUUAAUUAUUUAUACGACUCCUAUGUUUUAUUGCCGCACUCUUUUGCUAAUCUUUUCACAUCGUUCUUUUACUUUUUCUGUUGCCUAAGUUUAAGUUGCCGAAGGUUCCCAUGGAAGAACGUUAUUACUGAUAUUUGUUUCGUCAUGCAAUUAAAUGAACGGCAAGUUAUGCUAACUAAUGCUAAUUCAUUGAGAUAUCGAUGUCAGAUAGCGUCUAAGUUUUGUGUAAUAGUAGCGUAGGCAUUUUGUAAUUAGCAAUUAGCAACAAAGAAGAAACAAAAACAAAAGUAAACCAAUUGGAGAAUUUAUUAUGUUAGUAUGAAAAUUAAUUAUGAUUAUCGAACCGGUUGGCUGGCAGCAUGGAACGCGCCAGCUGGACGUCUUAGUUUCAAUUCACUUGAUUUAGGCACAACUAGUAAAUUGUAAGGCAUAUAAUGAACAACUACUACCAGCACAACCAACCAGCAUUCAAAACAGCAAACGCCAUCCGCAUCAGCCCCAAAUUCAAUUUAGCACUACAACUACAUAAAGUAAACCAAACUGAGCAAGCGCCGAAAUAUUUAUCUCUAGCAAUUAAAGGCAUAUUUAUAGAGCAUCGUAAAUACCAGAUAUACAUACAUAAAUAAAUCUAUUCUGUAAGCGAAAUAAUACAAAAUACAACCGAAAAGUCAAGAGAUGGACAUUCAAAAACAAUAAACGUAUUAAACUAUCAA